Molecule: messenger RNA, 1145 nt
Organism: Dendrobium catenatum
Lineage: Eukaryota; Viridiplantae; Streptophyta; Magnoliopsida; Asparagales; Orchidaceae
Product: 7-hydroxymethyl chlorophyll a reductase, chloroplastic
Exons: 14
Coding region: 1-819 (272 amino acids)
Biological process (GO): chlorophyll cycle
Cellular component (GO): chloroplast
Molecular function (GO): 7-hydroxymethyl chlorophyll a reductase activity
Source: RefSeq, a predicted model, not a curated record
AUGGUACGUGUGCAGGCUGCCGGAGUGAAGCGCCUUCUUUUUUGUGGUGUUGGUUGCCAAGUGCAAGCACUAAGAUCUGUGGAGAAAUAUCUUGGUUUGGAAAAGCUUUAUGUACUUGGCACAAAUUGUGUGGACAAUGGAACUCGCUCAGGUUUAGAUAAGUUCUUGAAGGCCGCAAGCAGUGAUCCAGAAACGGUUAUGCAUUAUGAGUUCAUGCAAGACUAUAAGGUUCACUUGAAGCAUUUGGAUGGCCAUAUUGAAGAGGUUCCUUACUUUUGCCUACCAGCAAAUGAACUUGUUGAUGUCAUUGCUCCAUCUUGUUACAGCUGCUUUGACUACACCAAUGCAUUGGCGGACCUGGUGGUGGGAUACAUGGCAGUGCCCAAAUAUUCUGGAUUAAGCAUGACAGAACACCCACAAUACAUUACUGUCAGAAAUGAAAGAGGACGGGAGAUGCUUAACCUAGUUGAGAAUCUUUUGGAGAUAACUGAUACAACCAGCAGUGGAAGCAGAAGACCGUUUGUUAUGGAGACGGUUAAUGCAGAUGAUAAAGCCAAGUUAGGAAAAGGUCCCUCUCAGCAAGUUCCUCGAUUCAUUGGCAAUUUGAUUGCAUUCAUGUUAAAUUUAAUUGGACCCAAAGGCCUUGAAUUUGGUCGAUAUUCUUUGGAUUACCAUACAAUAAGAAACUACCUGUAUGUAAACCGCCAGUGGGGAAAGCAAAGAGCUGAAAGACACAUGCCGUCAUAUGCAAAGAAAAUUGUGGAAUUGUAUAAUGCAGAUGGCCGUAUAGAUAAAAUGCUUUCAAAGACAUCGAAUUAGGAGGAUCUGUGUUGCUGAAAGGUUUGAAGACCGUUAGCUGCAUAUAGUGAGAGGUUGAUACUAUUUCUUUGUUGUCUGAAGUUCAGAUUAGCCUUCCAAGUUAGGUAAUUUUUGCAGGACAUUUCUCUUGCUAAUUUUCCUUGUUGAUGGGCCAGGUUAGAGAGUGGCUGAAGGAUUGAAGUGCUUGAUAGGAAGAUAAUUUUAAUAUGUUUGAUUGUGAUUUUACUUUCACUAUUUCUCACUUUCUGCUGAAAUUUUAAUGGUUAUAUUCAUGGAAUUUGUGAGCUUUGAUGUUUGUGUUAGUUUCUAGAAAAUGUUGAUAUCUA